Molecule: messenger RNA, 7508 nt
Organism: Solea senegalensis (Senegalese sole)
Lineage: Eukaryota; Metazoa; Chordata; Actinopteri; Pleuronectiformes; Soleidae
Product: regulating synaptic membrane exocytosis protein 1-like
Exons: 36
Coding region: 563-5254 (1563 amino acids)
Biological process (GO): intracellular protein transport; positive regulation of synaptic transmission; calcium ion-regulated exocytosis of neurotransmitter
Cellular component (GO): presynaptic membrane; cytoskeleton of presynaptic active zone
Molecular function (GO): transmembrane transporter binding; small GTPase binding
Source: RefSeq, a predicted model, not a curated record
CUCAAACACACACACACACACACACACACACACACACACCUUCCACCUCCACCCUCCUCCGCUCUCCUCCUGGCCGAAGCAAGCGACGCCAGAUCUCUCCCCCCUUCAUCCCUGCACCGACAGCCGGUGAUAUGGGCUCCCCGUGAAGCGGAGGUGGUGGAGGGGAGAAGCGGGCGGGCGGGCGGUGGGAGGGGGGUGGGGGGAGAAGACAGCUGAAAAAACGGCGAACCGGGAGACCACUACCACCACCAUCACCACCACCACCACCGCCGCCGCCACCUCCAUCACCAUCACCGCUACUACUACCACCACCACUACUACUACUACCGCCGCAGCGAACGCGGACACUGCCGCUUCUGCCGCCGCCCUGGCUGCCCCCCGACACCGCCAUGGGAUCUCUGCAUCAUCAGUCCCUCCAACCGUGGGCCAUGUCGUGAUCCGGGGGCUCAGCCAGCGGGUUUUCUCUCCGUGAUCCCGAGGAGGAGGAGGAGGAGGCAGAGGAGGAGGAGGAGGAAGAGGACGAGAGGCGAGGAAAGGAGGGAAGGUGGUGGUGGUGGGGAAGAUGUUCGCCUCAGUGGGCCCUCGGGGCGGCCCGCGCCCAGCGGUCCCCGCAGCCAUCCCGGAGCCGGACCUGAGCCAUCUGACGGAGGACGAGAGGAAGAUCAUCAUGGCUGUGCUGGCUCGGCAACGAGAGGAGGAGGCGAAGGAGGAGGCCAUGUUAAAAGAAGAAAAGCCUAUCCAAGCACGAACGGUGAACCUGGUGGGGCAGAAGAAACCUCCACAGCAAAAUGACGUCAGAGGCAUCCAGCAGCAGUUGUCCAGCUACAGGGAGACGGUGAUCCGACAGGCCUCGGUGGCGGCAGGUUCGACCGUUCACCGGGACGACGCCCCGACCUGUGGCAUCUGCCGCAAGACCAAGUUUGCGGACGGCUGCGGGAACCUGUGCUCGUACUGCCAGACUAAGUUCUGCGCCCGAUGUGGAGGACGAGUGUCUCUACGAUCCAACACGCAGGACAAAGUGGUGAUCUGGGUGUGUAAUAACUGCCGAAAGCAGCAAGAAAUCCUCACCAAACCUGGUGAUUGGUUCACUACUCCUUCUGGAAAGCCCUCCGGCCUCGGCUCAGCCGUCAGUGAACCAUCCGUGUGCCAAACGUCCGGCGAUAAGAAACUCCGGUCUCGCUCCCAAGCGCCAUCCGACUCCACCACCGCGAUCCAAGACCCCAACCGACUCAGUGGGACCGGGACCACACCUGGAAACGACACCCGGUCACGUAGCGAACCACCACGAGACACGAGAAAUGGACGGGGAGGUGGAGGAGCCGGUCGAGGAGAGCGGCGGCCGGGUCAACCCAAGCUGCAGACCCAGGUGUCCAUGGACCGGAACCUGUGGGGGGAGUCCAGGGAGCGCAGGGAGAGCCGGCGACUGACAAAGGGACGCUCUCUGGAGCACGAUCCUGUGGUUGGAGGUGGUAGUUUGAGGCGGACAGAGGACGGGGGCUACCACAACGUGGACCACAACGGUGCCACCCCUUGCCAAGCAGGGCUGGUCCCUCAUGGAGGCAGAGGACACCCUGUGCCCAUGCAAGGUCGCGGCAUGGGCGUAGUAGGGGAUGGUGUUCGGCCCGGUCAGAGGACGGUGGGUGGGGGGAUUGGUGGGCCACAUGAACACACCCUUUCUGAGCAAGCCCCUCCCUCUGAACUUAGAGAGCUAACAGGUUCAGGACCUGGUUCAGCCGCUGGCCAGGGACCUGUAGUGAAGCGGACCAAACGGGAUAAGUCUGAGAGCAUGCUACGCAAUGAUUCGCUCAGCUCCGACCAGUCGGAAUCUCUGCGGCCGCCACCGCCGAGGCCCUACAAGUCAAAACGGGGUCUAGGCGCUGGAGGGAAGAGGCAAACAAGUGUGAGCAGUUCUGAGGAGGAAGGAGGGACCACGCCCGAGUACAGCAGCUGCGAGGACGCCGAGAUCGAAAGUGUCAGUGAGAGAGGUGACUGGGAGUGUUACCCGCAUGACCCCACCGUAUGGCACCAUCCUGUGACCUGGCAGCCGUCCAAGGAGGGAGACCAUCUGAUCGGCCGAAUCACCCUGAGCAAGAGGAGCGCUGCGAUGCCUAAAGAAGCUGGGGCUCUGCUGGGGUUAAAGGUGGUGGGGGGCAGAGUAACGGAGUCAGGGAGAUUAGGUGCCUUCAUCACGAAAGUCAAAAAGGGCAGCUUGGCUGACGUGGUGGGACAUCUAAGAGCAGGGGAUGAGGUUUUGCAAUGGAACGGAAAGUUGUUACCUGGCGCAACUAUGAAGGAAGUUUACAACAUCAUCCUCGAGUCUCAGGCCGAGCCUCAAGUGGAGCUGGUGGUAUCCAGACCUAUAGGGGUGUGUAGAAAAUAUCAUGAUAUCCCAAGAAUCCCCGACACGUCCCACCCUCCAUUAGAAUCUACAGGUUCCAGUUCUUUUGAGUCACAGAAGAUGGAGAGACCAUCCUUAAAUGUCCUGUCUCCCUCCAGUCCCGGGAUGCUCCAAGACGCUCCGCAGUUAAUGCCGGGGCAGCUCUCAGUGAAGCUGUGGUACGACAAAGUGGGUCACCAGCUAAUAGUCAACGUGAUGCAGGCUGUAGAUCUUCCGCUUCGACCGGACGGGCGGCCUCGGAGCCCCUACGUCAAAAUGUACUUCCUGCCUGACCGCAGCGACAAGAGCAAGCGGAGGACGAAAGCCGUGAAGAAGACCUGCGAGCCCAAGUGGAACCAGACGUUCGUCUACCCUCACGUCCACCGCAGGGACUUCCGCAACCACAUGCUGGAGCUGACGCUGUGGGACCAGCCCAGAUCACCGGAGGAGGACAGCAUCUUCAUGGGAGAGAUCCUCAUAGAGCUGGAGACGGCGUUACUGGACGACAAGCCUCACUGGUACCCACUACAAACCCACGAUGUCUCAUCCAUACCGCUGCCCCAACCGUCCCCGUACCUGCCCCGACGUCACACACACACAGAAACACCCGGCAAGAAGCUGCAGCGUUCACAGCGUGUAACAGAGCCUGAAUUUGAUGAGGGUACAGCAGUAGUGUCUAAAGCAGCGGAUGGGCGUGGCAGGGAGAGGCAGCGGGAGCCCUCGUCGACGCUGGAGGUGCCGGAUCAGCAGAGGACGCCAUCGCAUCACGUACGAUCCCGCUCCGUCUCCCCGAAGCGCGAGGAGCAGGGACGAAUCCGAUCCCGGCCUCCCAACGUUCCCACGCAGAGGAGUUUGGACGACGAGCUUCCUCACAGUCGCCGCUCUCGUUCUCCAGCCCGCUUCUACGACUCUGCCAGAGGUCGCCACCAGGAGGAGGAGUACCUGGACGACAGUGAGAUCAUCAUGAUCCACCAGUCAAUGCGAGGCAAAAGUGCCGAGUGCCUCCACACCAGGAGAUCUACUAAGCACAGUAACACUUUGCCACCCAAGAUGCCACUUUUGUUCAACGGCAUCCACAAACACACAAACAGUUCCACGCUGCCUGCAUGUCGAAAGACGAGCGCUGUCACAAAAUCGCACGUAGUCAAUGCAAAGCGUCAUUCCGUCACGCAACGGGUUGUAAUGUUCAGAGAUGAGGUGGCAGUUAGUGAUCUUCAGCCGUCUCUGGACAGGGUUAGAAGUGCUAGCGCCAACUGUCUGACUCCAGACAAUCAUGCCCCCUCACCAGAGACUGACAGAAAAUCAUUGUCACGUACGCUGCCGCGGAGACGUCCGGCGAGUCCCAGGAUUCUUAUUCAACAUGCUUCCCCUGAAGAUGACAGAAUACGGAUGCUACUUCCCGCCCAAGAAACUUUAAUUCACCUCAGUACAAAGACGAGACAGCCUGGGACCUUGGAAACACCUGAAUGUCAGACUCUUGGCAAGAAGCUCUCUGACAGUGGCAGGGGCCACCUCCAAGGUGGUGCGUCUCUUUCCUCCUCAGUGACGUCCUCCUCAGCUCGCAGAGUGAGGCAGCUCCCGCAGCUUCCCCCCAAGAGCAGCACUGUAGAACAAGCCCUGGUAGCAGAGGAGCGUGUCCGUCAGCUCCAGAUGAGGGUGCAUUCCAACCGGGUGUCGGCUGCCUCCACGUCCAGCCAACAGGACCUGGACAGAGCCCUCAAGAACAAACGCGAGCUCUACAAAGAUCAGAGGAGGAGCAGUGAAAACGUUUCCCAUAAGUCCUCAGACAGUGAUGUCAGCGACGUGUCAGCCAUCUCUCGAACCAGCAGUGCCUCUCGCAUCAGUAGCACCAGCUACAUGUCCAUCCAGUCAGAGAGACCCCGGGGACGCUUCAGUCGGGCCAUGCGCGCAACGGGCCACCACAUGAUGAAAAGCACCAGCGUGAGUGGUGAGAUCUACGGCAUGGAGCACACCGACGGCAGCCAGUCAGACACCGCGCUGGGAAGCCUGGGGAGCGGGAUCAAGAAGCGGCGCUCGAGCCUCAGCCAGCGAGUCGUCGCCAUCCUCCCAUCCAGACGCAGCCGAAGUACCUCGCAACUGAGCCAGACAGAAGCGGCGGUUAAGGCGGUGGACAGACAGAAAGAGGCGUCAACAGGUAAGAAAGGCAAAGGCAGCAGCAGCAUCCAGAGGAGUGUGGAGACGGGAAUGGCGGUGGAGUAUCCUCGAGGAGGCUCGGCCAUGAACCGGCAGGCCAGCAGAGAGUCCACUGACGGCAGCAUGAACAGCUACAGCUCUGAGGGGAAUCUGAUCUUCUCAGGGAUGCGGUUGGGUGCUGACAGUCAGUUCAGUGACUUCCUGGAUGGUUUAGGCCCUGGUCAGCUGGUGGGCCGGCAAACGCUGGCAACACCUGCCAUGGGUGAUGUCCAGAUUGGUCUGAUGGAUAAGAAAGGCCAGCUGGAGGUGGAGGUGAUCAGGGCACGAGGCCUUACCCCCAAACCAGGCUCCAAAUCCCUCCCAGCUCCCUACGUGAAGGUGUAUCUUCUGGAUAAUGGAACAUGUAAAGCCAAAAAGAAAACCAAGAUUGCACGAAAGACUCUGGAGCCUCUCUACCAGCAGCACUUGCUCUUCGAGGAGAGUCCGCAGGGCAAAGUGCUUCAGGUGAUAGUAUGGGGCGACUACGGACGAUUGGACCACAAAUGUUUCAUGGGUGUAGCACAGAUCCUGUUGGAGGAACUGGACCUCUCAAGCACGGUGAUCGGCUGGUACAAACUGUUUCCGCCAUCGUCAUUGGUGGACCCUACAUUAGCUCCACUUACACGACUGGCAUCUCAGACGUCAUUGGACAGCUCAGGACCGCCGCCAGGCGUUCGGUCCUAGUGACCGGAUAGCGAUUCGCAAAACCCCCCAGCCCCCCACACAACACCCCUUAAAAUUACAAAACAAUGGACCACAUGCUACUGGACCGCAGCUGAGCCGAGGGCGAGAUCCCAAACCACGAGAAUAAACACGAGAAGCCCUCGGUGAACCAGUGAAAAGCCAGACGGAGAGACAGGGAAUGAGAGAGAGAGAAAGAGAGAAGGAGAGACAGAACUAGCCAAUCAAAGCUUAGCUGGAGUCUGACAAUCAUGUCUCACACCUUCCCUCUUCCUCCUCCUUACACCUUUUUGUUUCAAGAGCUUUUCUUUGCUUUGUUUUCUCCUCUGAACCCACAGUGGUAGAGAUUUCUGUCCAACAUUCUCUCUACUGUUUCCUUUCUAUUUCUUUCUUUCAUUCUUUUCGUCUAACCUUUUUGCGCAGCCCCUAUCAGAACGCUCAAUCCAAGUAGAGUCCUCCUCCUCCAGCCACGGUAGCGCCCCGGCCAAUCAGAGUAGAGCGUACUGCGAGGUCACAGGGACGAGGAGUCUAAACAAUGUGUGGGUUGUUAGUUAGUAGCAAAACGGAUACAGCGUUGUGCUGCUGUACUGUUACCGUAGUAACAAGUGUUGUAGACGAGCACGAGGGGUAGAGGUCUGGCACAGUUUGGUGGCCCCUUCAAACGUGAAGGGCAGCCUGCACAUGCACGUGCACAUUCUUAGCCUUGUUGUGAGAUAGAUACGAAAGCAAGCACAAGAAACGGUCGACUCCUUUAUGCGGAGAAACGGAAAGUUAAAGAAGACACAGGCCAAAGUAAAGGGGAUAUAUGUGAAAUAUGUACGGCGGCGACAUUUGAAAUGGUUUCCACAAUCCCGAGUACAAUAUGUUAGAACGUAGUUGUCACAGCGCGAAUACACAGAGCUGAACGAACACCUAGCAUUGCACUGUGUGUGUGUGCACAUACCCAACUGUCCCAUUAUCACAUGACACAAGGAGACAACAAUAACGAGCUGUGAAAAUGCUACAUAAUUUAAAUAUCCACCAACAACAUAUACGAGAUGUUAGCUAACCUUGGAUAUCUUGGGAAUCUCCACUGCUGACUCUUUUUUUUGGCCCCUGGUCAAGACCUUUUUGAGUGAGGUACUGAGGGUUUCUAGGUUUGGUAACGUUCGGAAAUUUCUGACCCAAAGCCUCUGAAAUGCAGCUCAUUGUGUUUGACGUAUGUCGAGAUCAGACUACACGAUUUUUUUGUCUUUCACAAUGGUCAUUGUGUCAGAUUAUCAAUCAGAGCGGCCGUGGCAACACUACAAAUUUGACCCUCAACCAACCAGCGAAAAAAAGGAUUGUUGACCCAUUCCUGGGUGUCACAAAGAGGACGGUAUGGACUAUUUGUCCCUUAGAGAGAACUUGGAAGAUAACUUCUCUUCACCAUGUGAAGCACUGUUACCCUAUUGGUCCAGGAGCACAGGAGUCAGGAAAAUAGAAAGAAUUAGAGUUAGAAAACUAUAUUCAUUCAUUCAUACAAUUUGAACAUGCCAGACGUUGCAGAGUCUGCCAGACACCAAAUCUCUAUUCUCCAAUUAUGUUACGUUACACGUCUGUUCAUCACUCCCGUCGUUUAUAAAUUUGGUCAAGACCAAAUUGCUUGAAAAUCGGCAAGGAGUUAUCAAUCAUGGCUAUAGAUGCGUUGGACCCAUUCCUGGGUGUCACGAAGAGGACACUAUGGACUGUUUCUCCUCCUACUCCUACUUGAAAAUCGGCGUAAAUUUGCAUAGUCUGAUCCCGACAAUACUCUCGGCGGCCACAAACCGCGACCAAAACAUAAACACGAGUCUGUGUCUCUCAUGUUGCUAUGAUACAUUUCUUACAUAUAUCCCCUUUAACUAGUUGCUUAUUGAAAAAUCUUGACUCGUUUUAUUUCUUUGUCUUUUUUGUUGUUUUCGCGUGAAAGUUCAGACUGGUACCAUACAGUGCAGACUCCCUCUGUUUUUGUGUACGUUUCAUUGUUUUCCGAGCGACGGUGUCAAAGGCCGUUAACAAAGGUCUCGCUACAAUCACCCGAACAAUCUCCACCCAGUCCCCUCGCCUCCCCCGCCCCUCCACGACCCCCCCUCCCCCACCCGUAAACCCUCUAUCUCCCCCUGUAGGAGGGAGCAGCAUGACUCGGGAAAUCGCCCGACCCCCCAGCCCCCCAAGCUGCAUGCACGUUUCUUUUCGUUCUGUUUGUUCUCUCUCUCUCUCUUAAUUCUUUGGUUCGUUUUCUAUUUCCGUUUUUACU